This is a messenger RNA of Hypoxylon trugodes, 1640 nucleotides long. RefSeq names its product NAD(P)-binding protein. NCBI's taxonomy places the organism in Eukaryota, Fungi, Ascomycota, Sordariomycetes, Xylariales, Hypoxylaceae. The transcript is spliced from 2 exons. The record is from RefSeq and is a predicted model, not a curated record. Gene Ontology annotation, molecular function: oxidoreductase activity, acting on the CH-OH group of donors, NAD or NADP as acceptor. Bases 248 to 1321 code for a protein of 357 amino acids.
CAGUAAAGCUUUUUAGCUUUUAGAAGCUGAAAGUGAAGUUGCGAUCCCGGAUUCGAACAUCUGAUUGUAGACACUAAGCUGGUCUAACAAACUUCCUUUUUUCCUUCUUUCCACCUUGUUGUUCGAUAAUUUAACUUUAUACCAUUCUUUUUGGCAGUGUCCUAAUCGUAGGUACUCAGAAUUCCAUUCUCUAAAGUCAAUUCUAGGUGCUUGCUGGUCAGCAUCGUGUCCUCAACUAUCCGCAAUCAUGAACCAACCUCGGCCAACGACGCGCGAAUCGUGGGUUUCGUCCAUAUCCGUCGACCUCUUCCUCAAAGUCCUCAACGUUACCUUAUUACAUCCAUUCGUAGCAUGGAUUAUACCGCUAUGCUUCCGCGCCGAACACCAAGACUAUACUACGAGGCCGAUGAUAGUUAGUAUUACGUGGGCGAUAUUCGUUACGCUGCUAUGGAUGGGAAAUGUCAUGAGCCACAAGAUCGCAUAUGGGAUACACCGAGAGGUAGACUUGACUGAAGAGGUCAUUGUGAUAACAGGUGGAGCUAGUGGGCUUGGCCUGUUGAUCGCUGAAGUGUAUGGUAUGAGAGGUGCUACGGUCGCUGUUCUGGACAUUGCCGAUCUAGAGAGUACCGAUGCCCGCGGCAUUACAUAUUACAAGUGCGAUGUGACAGACAAGGCCCAGAUUGCGAGAGUUGCACAAGAGAUAGAGCGCGAUCUUGGAACACCUACCGUCCUAAUCAACAAUGCCGCCAUUGUUGUUGGCAAGAAGCUGCUCGAUAUGGAUGUAGAAGAAGUUGAGAGGAGCCUCACAACUAACCUCUUGUCGCACUUCUAUACUAUCAAGCAGUUUCUUCCGGGUAUGAUUCGUAACGAUACUGGUGGCACUAUUGUAACUCUAUCAAGUGUUAUUGGCCACCUCGGUGCUGCUCAGCUAGCCGACUACGCUGCCGCCAAGGCCGGAGUAACAGCUCUACACAAGUCUCUCGCCGCCGAAUUACAAGAGUACCCGGAGAUUAAGACCAUACUUGUUACGCCCGGUCAACUCAGCACGCCACUUUUCUAUGGCGUCAAAACUCCGAACCCCUUCAUUGCCCCAGUGGUCGAACCGAUAGAGGUGGCCAAGGAGAUCAUCAAGGCCAUUGAUCUUGGCCUGAGUGAUCACAUUGGCACCCCUCUAUACGCACGCUGGGUGGAUUGGUACAAUGUGUUGCCUGUGGGUGUUCAGAAGAUCGCCCGAAAACUUUCGGGCAUAGACACUGGUAUGAAGACGUUUGUCGGCCGCAAGGGAACCGAAUUGAGCGAAAAGAACGGAAGCUUGAUCUAGCUGGGUUUGGUUGAGGAGAUCUAGUUAAUGGAAGGCUAUUUACGAUUAAAUACCGCACGCAGACGGCCGAAUGCUGGCGUUCGCGAAUCUGUUAAGAUAUAGUGAUGGGUGUAAUGUAUAAAAAUACCUCUAGGUAUGUGCGGUGUAGUAAAACAAGUGGCACGCUUCAGCAAGACUUACGAAUAUCUUGAUGUGUUUGAGGCUAUGCACAAAUCUUGGAUAAACUGUUGUGUAACUUGUCUGCUAGCCUGCUGUUCGACAUUAUUCGUAUCGCAUCCAGCCACCUGAGAACCGUGCCCUGUCUUGAUCAGGUGAAGGC